Molecule: messenger RNA, 363 nt
Organism: Desarmillaria tabescens
Lineage: Eukaryota; Fungi; Basidiomycota; Agaricomycetes; Agaricales; Physalacriaceae
Exons: 1
Source: RefSeq, a predicted model, not a curated record
GAUGAAUGGCUUUUGAUAUAUGAUAAUGCUAAUCAUUCUGAUAUCCACUUACUACAAAAAUAUUUACCUUUUGGACAAAGAGGAAAUAUUUUAAUUACAAGUCGUAAUCCAUACUUAAAGUAUAUCACAAAUCAUAAGGAAAUAGCUGUGCUUCAAAUGAACUUAGAAGAAGCUAUAAAUCUGCUUUUAAACACUAGUGGAUUAAACCAUUCAAUGACUAAUGAUACACUUGCAAAUGCUAUAGUUAUAAAACUUGGUUUUAUACCAUUAGCAAUUAAUCUUGCAGGAUCAUCCAUUCAUUGUCAUUAUUAUACAAUUUCUGAGUAUGUGAAAUGUUUUGAUAAAAAUCGAAAAAAUAUAUUA